AUGGUGGUGAAUCGGAAACAUUCGCUGAGGAGGAGGAAGGGGCAAUUCGCGUCUUUUGAGGUUUCUGGUGAUGAGACAAGGCGAGGACAGUCUGGGUCUUCGCUGGAAACCGAAGAUGAUUUUGUGUCCUCGACGCGGGGUCUUCGGCGUGAGGUGCUGCCUCGAAGUCUGAGCGGUCUGUCUGGCUUUGUCGCGGGAUCGAUUGGUGCUGCAACUGAAGCACCUGCUGAGCUGUAUCUGGGGCGUAAUGUACAAAACGCUGUCAACGCACCUGAUGGUAGUGCUGCACAAUGCACGAGUCCUUACAAGCCCCUCGACUUGAACGAGAUCCGGCUCAUUGAGAUUCUCCCAGGAAUCCUCGAAGAUUCCAUUGAACUGAUCAUCAGAACCGUUGAUUUGGGAACGCAACCGCAAUACGAAGCCUUGUCGUAUGUCUGGAAACCUCAGGAUGGCUCCAUCGACCCAACUAGGAUUCCCAAGUCCGUCACUAUCAAGAGUCUGAAUGGCGUUGCAAUACCCAUUAGUGCCAAUCUCGAUGUAGCUCUCCGUCAUCUACGCAAUGAACACCAUGCUCGGACACUAUGGAUAGAUGCUAUUUGUAUUAACCAAGAAGACUCUACAGAAAGAAACCAGCAGGUCAGCCUCAUGGGCAAGAUAUAUUCUUUAGCAAAGCAGGUACUCGUCUGGCUUGGACCCUCAUCUGCUGGCUGGAACGAUUCCGACUUUGCCAUGGAUACCAUAGCGAGCGGUGACCUACGAGAGAACGAUCUUACCAAACUUCUACACGGCCUGGAAAAUCUUCUCAGUAGAGACUGGUUUACGAGGGUCUGGACUGUACAAGAACUUGUCCUUGCACACCAUGACCCCGUCAUCAUUUGUGGCUCUCGCUCCUUGAACUGGACUAUAUUCUUAUCUGCUAUAGGCUUAGUACGCGAUCGCAUAGUAGGUUUGCAAUCAACGCACUCCGUCUCAUAUCCUGCUGCUUUCCAGUACCUUCAAUAUGAAACAAUCAUCAAGAGUGACUACUGGCGAAUGUCUCGGCAAUCAAGAGCAGGCGUUUUGACCGAAUUUCCGAAACAACUUCGACAUACGAUCUAUCUGCAGGCGAGCGAUUCUCGCGACCGUGUGUUUGGCUUGCUCGGAAUAUCCGUUUUC
Dothidotthia symphoricarpi CBS 119687 is the source of this 1155-nucleotide messenger RNA. RefSeq names its product HET-domain-containing protein. The transcript has 2 exons. Lineage: Eukaryota; Fungi; Ascomycota; Dothideomycetes; Pleosporales; Dothidotthiaceae. The annotation marks the transcript as partial. The record is from RefSeq and is a predicted model, not a curated record.